UUUUAUUUUGAAGGGCUUGACCGGAACACUUGUAUGCAUUGUAGCUGAAGUUACCCCCUCUCUUCGUCGACCUAUUGUUGAGCAGGUAUCUGGUGCUUCUCGACCAGAGGCGAAGGGGACACAACAACAUGUGGGCCUUUUUCUACCCAUGGUUUGAAUUGUGACAUAGUCACGCGGACACAUGGAUAGUGUUGGUGGAGACAACUGGCCAAGACGCAGAAGGACCGCGCGAGUCGUUUGCAGGCAGCAAAAGGGAGCACGGGUGGACAAGGGUGGUGUGCUGCGCUGUGUGAGCGUGGGAAAUACGGAAGACCAUGACAUGGAGGAGGACACGGGCCCCUUCAAGCAGAAUAGCCUGGAGCGGAGGGUCAUGACGCCUCGCUACAGUCUUUUGCGAGAGGUAGGGAGGGGUACAUACGGCGUCGUGUACGAAGCCGUGGCCCGGAGGUCCGGUGCUAAAGUUGCUGUGAAGAAACUGCGGUGCGACGCGCCGGAAAACGUGGAACUCGCUUUGCAGGAGUUCUGGGCUCUAGCAAGUCUGGAGAAAAGGCAUGAGAACGUGGUUCAGCUGGAAGAGUGUGUGCUACAGAGGAACGGUAUGGCCCAGAAAAUGAGUCACGGGAACAAACUGUCCAAACAGUACCUGCAUCUGGUAGAGACUUCACUAAAAGGUGAGAGAGUGCUCAGUCCUCCAGAGGAGCCUUGUUAUCUUUGGUUCGUCAUGGAGUUCUGCGAAGGUGGUGACCUCAACCAGUUCAUCUUGUCUCGGCAGCCUGACCCACAAACUAAUAAUAGCUUCAUGCUUCAGUUGACCAGUGCCGUGGCUUUCCUGCAUGAAAAUAAUAUUGUCCAUAGAGAUCUUAAACCUGAUAACAUCCUCAUCUCAGAGAAGUCAGGGACUCCGGUCCUCAAGGUGGCAGACUUUGGCUUGAGUAAAGUUUGUGCUGGUUUGGGUAACACCAAUGAGAGCAAUGAAAGUGAAGAUAAGAACAAAAACAUCAAUGUCAACAAGUUUUGGUUGUCAUCAGCAUGUGGCUCAGACUUCUAUAUGGCUCCAGAAGUGUGGGAGGGCCACUACACAGCCAAGGCGGACAUAUUUGCCAUAGGUAUCAUCAUCUGGGCAAUGUUGGAGAGAAUAACUUUCAUUGAUGCAGAGUCUAAGCGGGAAUUGCUUGGAACAUAUGUAAGACAAGGAGCAGACAUUGUACCAGUGGGUGAGGCAUUGCUAGAGAAUCCAAAGAUGGUACUGAGCAUCCCACAGAAACGCAGGUCAUGCAUGUCUGAUGGGGUGAAAAAGCUGCUUCAGGAAAUGCUCGCCGUUAAUCCUCAGGACCGGCCUGAUGCUUUUGAGCUGCAAGCCAGAAUGGAUCAGGUUAUGUGUGCCGCUUGACCCUCAACCAGGAUGUUUUACAGACAUGUGUUGCUACCUGGAAAUUCUACAGCAGUGACGGUCUCCCUGUGCUGAUCUAAAGUCUGAAAAUAAAGGAGAAGCAAAGGCAGUGAGAAUGAGAAUGGCACCAAGAAUGAGAACUAUAUAUAAUAAAUAAAUCGUUUUAAGAAUUAUUUUCCUCAUGAAAGAAACAAUGAGAUUGCAUCUGAAUUCACUGUGUCAUGUUGAACAUGGCAGAUGACACUGGAGAGAGUCAUUGCGACUGAAGAAAAAACACAUUUCUGUUCAACAAAUCUGAUUUAUAAAGACGUUAACAGGAAUAAGGUCAUGUGUGAUGGAAAGGGGCUGAUGCAAUGAGCUGGUGGUGUUUUGUUUAUAACAUGUUUGAAGCUGGGACACAGCUGGAGCAUGCACCAGGUGCUCACUGCAGCAUUUCACAGAUCAUCAUCAUCCUGUUGUGAAGAUGCUCACAUUGUAAUCUUUGUUGCUAUCUUAGUGUUGGCAGCCUUGAAACCUGCAGUUUUGAUGCUGAAUGGGAAUAUUUUGUUUACAACUAGGCCAUCUGUCAGUUCAGAUAGAUUGUCCUGCCUAUAAUAUUCUUUAUUAAUAUUCUAAUAAAGUGAAGCAUUGCAUCUACUAGUAGAAUACUUAAUUAAUGUGAUGUAGCCACAUCAUCUUUUAGACAUAUGGAGACAUUCCCAUCAGAAAACAGGGCAGUGGUACUGCAUUGACUCAGAAGCAGCACAGUGACUCUAAAGCAAAGCCAGUGUAUAUGUUUGUGUGUUAACAGGGAUAUGGGCCUCCACACGGCUAGCACUUUAAUAAAACUACAGGAAACCA
Molecule: messenger RNA, 2230 nt
Organism: Paralichthys olivaceus (Japanese flounder)
Lineage: Eukaryota; Metazoa; Chordata; Actinopteri; Pleuronectiformes; Paralichthyidae
Product: serine/threonine-protein kinase 35-like
Biological process (GO): protein phosphorylation
Cellular component (GO): nucleus; cytoplasm
Molecular function (GO): protein kinase activity; ATP binding
Source: RefSeq, a predicted model, not a curated record